GUGCUCUAUGUGCUGCGGCGUGCAAAGUCAGGAUCCUAUUGGCUAACGGCUUCCAUAGCUCCGUUGACAGUCAGGAAGUGUUCAUCUCUUUAAAGGGACGGUGACCAACUUCAAGCACACAGAACAUUUCUGCGCCUUCUUUGUAAAUGCUGUUGGCGAGUAAAGCUGCGUGAAUUUGUCCCCGGGACACCCGGGAAAUGAACGCUGCCCUGCGCUUUGUAGCAGUGGCAGUCCCGAUGGGUGUCCUGCUGUCCCGCACCAUGGCGUGGAGGUCCAGCGGAAAAACGCACCCAGAGCUCAUCAGUAGACUCAGAGAUAACGGAGUGAUCCAGAGCAACAGAGUAUUUGACGCCAUGCUGGCCACUGACAGAGGACUUUACUCCACAGACUAUCCUUAUGCAGACUCUCCACAAACAAUAGGCUUCAGGGCGACCAUCAGCGCUCCACACAUGCACGCUCACGCUUUGGAGCUGCUGAGCGACAAGCUAAUCGAAGGAGCGACGGCGCUGGAUGUCGGCUCAGGAAGUGGAUAUUUAACCGCCUGUUUUGCAAGAAUGACAGGACCCACUGGUAGAGUUAUUGGCAUCGAACACAUUGAAGAACUCGUUCAGAAGUCGAUAGAAAAUGUGCAAAAUGACGAUUCAGAACUGCUGUCGUCUGGACGCAUUAGACUAGUUGUUGGGGAUGGAAGACUUGGAUACCCAGAUGGAGCGCCGUACGAUGCCAUCCAUGUUGGUGCAGCUGCAGCGAAGGUUCCCAGAGCUCUGUUGAAGCAGCUGAAGCCAGGCGGGCGUCUGGUUCUCCCAGUCGGACCUGAAAGUGGUGGUCAGGUACUGGAGCAGUACGACCGACAAAGCGACGGGACCUUCCUGAAGAAGGUGCUCAUGGGCGUGGUUUACGUCCCGCUAACUGACAAGAAGCAGCAGUGGCCGGGAGACGAACUCUGACUGCAGUGCUGCUGAUCCUCCAGCAGGUGGCGGUGGAGAACCAUAACAGCUGCUGUUAUUGACCUCCUGCUCCACUGGCGCCGCAGGGGGUCCGCUGUUCUCGCUGCGCCUGAACAGAUUGACUAACUUAAUAAAUGACUGAAUAACAGACCCGAGGUUUACUGAUUAACCUUUUUCCAGAGUUCUUGGACGAAGCAAAGCAUCAGCGAGGAUGAGAAAGAAGAGAUUUUUUUUAUAGGGAAGAAAACUGUCAUUUCUACACUGCAAAAACAAAAAGCAUUUAUAGUCCAGUUUCUGGUGUAAAUAUCUUAGUACACUUGAAAUAAGACAAAACAAUCUUUUAAGUAACAUUUAGGAGGUUUCUUUACAUAAUAUUGAUUAAAAAGUACUACUUACAGGUGAAACAAUCUGCCAGUUGAACUAGUACUUUUUCCAUCAAUAUUAAGGAAUUAUUUACUUAACAAGCUGUUAAAGGUUGCUGAGAAGUUACUUGUAAGUUAGUUUUGUCACAUGUAUUUGCAGUAAAAAUUAGACCAGAAAUACUUAGUGAGAUUUUGUGUUUUUGCAGUUCAGAGAAUCAACAAUUACUGCACAUAAGCCAUUAUUCUGUAAUAAAAAACACUUUGCUUAUUGAAUUAAUCUAUAUUUGGCAGACAGAAAGCUUCAUCUUCUAAGAAGAGAAUGGUGCCAAAACUUGAGAAAUAUAUUUAACAACAGAAAUAUUGUAUGAAGUGUGUAAAUCUUGUUUCUUAAUAAAUCACAUUAAAAAAUUA
Molecule: messenger RNA, 1720 nt
Organism: Poeciliopsis prolifica (blackstripe livebearer)
Lineage: Eukaryota; Metazoa; Chordata; Actinopteri; Cyprinodontiformes; Poeciliidae
Gene: pcmtl
Product: l-isoaspartyl protein carboxyl methyltransferase, like
Exons: 9
Coding region: 198-947 (249 amino acids)
Biological process (GO): protein modification process
Cellular component (GO): cytoplasm
Molecular function (GO): protein-L-isoaspartate (D-aspartate) O-methyltransferase activity
Source: RefSeq, a predicted model, not a curated record